AUCACAUAAAAUUGUGAUGAGGGAGGGAGAAGCUAACUGAAAAAUGGAGGUUCCUCUUUGCAAUUGCAAUCGCCAUUUUUCCUUUCUCCCCUCUAAAACCCUCUUAAAACCCGCGCUCCAAUUUCCAAUUUGUAGUUACUCAAAUUUCCCGCUCAAACCCUUCCGCCGGCGAGUCUCUGUUUGCGCCGGCCGCGUGGUGGCUGACGCUCAAACUCUCCCGCAGUCCGCCAUUCAGCGAAUAGCCGAGAAGCUCCGAAGCCUUGGCUACGUUGAAGAAAGUAGCAGCGAUGCUUCAGAGGAGCCCUCGAUUUCCGGCGCAAAUUCUCCGGGAGCAAUUUUCGUCCCGUUGCCGGCGCGUCUGCCGAAGUAUCGGGUCGGGCAUACCCUCGACCCGAGCUGGAGCACGCCCGAGAAUCCGGUUCCUGAGCCCGGGGCGGGGAGUGCGAUACAGAGGUUUCAUGAGCUGAGACGCGGGGUUUUGGAGAAGGAGAGAGAGAGGGUUACAAAACGUAGGGAGGAAAAGAGGGAGAGUGCACCGAGUUUGGCGGAGCUUACUUUGCCGGCGCCGGAGCUGAGGAGGCUGAGGAGCAUUGGGAUUGCGUUGAGGAAGAAGUUGAAGGUAGGGAAAGCUGGGAUUACGGAAGGGAUUGUGAACGGGAUUCAUGAACGAUGGAGGCGCACCGAGGUGGUGAAGAUCACGUGCGAGGAUAUAUGCAGGCUCAACAUGAAGAGGACUCAUGAAUUAUUGGAGAAAAAAACUGGAGGUCUGGUUGUUUGGCGGUCUGGGAGUAAUAUAAUCUUGUUCAGAGGAACUGAUUACAAAUAUCCAUACUUUGUAGCUGAUAGAUUGUCAAAUGACUCUUCCACUGAAGAAUCUCCUGAAAUAGACAAGGAUCAAAGAAUACUCAGUACAAGGGGUAUACAGUCACCAGUCACUAAUGCUCUGGAUUCUUCUGGUCUGAACUCUGAUGCACAAAUCUCCCAUCCACCCCUAAUACAGGGUGUGGGUUUGCCAAAUAGAGUCCGGUUCCAACUCUCUGGGGAAGCACAGAUUACUGAGGAAGCUGAUGCAUUGCUAGAAGGACUUGGUCCACGGUUCAGUGAUUGGUGGGGUUGUGAUCCUUUGCCUGUUGAUGCUGAUCUUUUGCCCGCAGUUAUACCUGGUUACAGGAGACCUUUCCGUCUACUUCCAUAUGGAGUUAAACCUAAGUUGACAAAUGAUGAAAUGACUACAUUACGUAGACUUGGCCGGCCUUUGCCUAUCCAUUUUGCUUUGGGGAGAAAUAGGAAACUUCAAGGUUUAGCUGCUGCCAUUCUUAAACUCUGGGAGAAAUGUGAAAUUGCAAAAAUUGCCAUCAAGAGAGGAGUUCAGAAUACGAAUAGUGAACUGAUGGCUGAAGAAAUAAAGUGGUGGACUGGGGGAAGCUUACUUUCAAGAGAUAGAGAAUUCAUUGUUCUCUACAGAGGAAAGGAUUUCUUGCCAGCUGCAGUGUCUUCAGCCAUUGAAGAACGUAGGAAACAUGAAUUCGAUCUCUCAAAAGCCAGGGUAGGCAACUUAUCAAUUGGGAAUGAACAAGGAUGUGAAAGUACAGUUAACGAACAUGCUGUUGAAGCUGAGCAAGACGAAGAAAACGACCGAAAAUUUCAGGAACGCAUUGAAAUGAGGAAGGCGAGAUCUGCAGAGGCAGCUAUGGAGAGAACAAGCACCAAGUUGUCCAUGGCCUUAGAAAAAAAAGCCCGGGCGGAAAAGCUUUUAGCUGAGCUCGACGAAGAACAGACUCUUCAACCACCUCCAUUAGACAAAGAGGGUAUAACUGAAGAAGAAAGGUAUAUGCUCAGAAAAGUGGGUUUGAGGAUGAAACCUUUCCUACUAUUGGGCAGGAGAGGAGUAUUUGAUGGAACAGUAGAGAACAUGCAUCUGCACUGGAAAUACAGGGAACUGGUUAAGGUAUGUAUUGGCAAAAGGAGCAUUGAAGAGAUUCAUGAAGUAGCUCGUAUAUUAGAAGCUGAAAGUGGUGGAAUAUUAGUAGCUGUUGAGCCAGUCAGUAAAGGUUAUGCCAUCAUCGUAUAUCGUGGAAAAAACUAUAAACGCCCUGCUUCGUUGAGGCCUCGGUCACUUCUGAGCAAAAGAGAAGCAAUGAAACGUUCAUUAGAGGCACAACGCCGUCAGUCCUUGAAACUACAUGUUCUGAAGCUCAACAGGCAUAUUGAUGCCUUGAAGCUCAAAAUGGACAAAGAUGUAGAUAUAACUGAUAUGCAGUUGAUGAAAGAUUUGAAACCUGGAGCUGUUGACCAGGAGAAUAAUGAAUCUUGCUCGGACGAUGACAAUUUCUCAGAGAGAGACUCUGACAGUGAUAGCCAGUCUUUCUUUGAAGAUCCUGCUGAUGAGGCUAGAGAAACCGGUGGAAAUGAUGCAACUUUUACAGCACCAGAGGAUUCCGUGCACUCGACAAACGAGACUUUGGAGUUUAGUCGACCAAACUUACCAGGAGAUGACUCUGUAGGGCCUGCAGCGAAAAAUAAUUAUUUGUUCGAAAAGGUAGAGCCAGAGCUUCGUCAUAAAUCAUCACCUAAGGGAAACAGAGGUUUUGCAAACAUAAAGCAGCAAAUUGGAAAUGUUGGAAGGCCACAAGAUAGAACACGCACUUCAACCACCAAUUAUGUUCCGUCUCAUGGUCAAGGUGGGAGAUAUAACACCAGCAGUAACCGGAAUGCUGAACUCAGAACCACAGUUCAGAAAACCAUUCCUCAGAGGCCACCAUCGGUGCCUUCUAGGGCUCUCCAGCUUUCAAACAAAGAGAGGCUUCUUCUAAGGAAGCAGGCCCUAAAGAUAAAACGAGCACCAUUGCUCGCUGUUGGCAAGAGUAAUGUCAUUGCCGGAGUUGCUAAAUCGAUAAAGGAGCACUUCCAAAAGCAUCCUCUCGCCAUAGUGAGUAUCAAAGGCAGAGCCAAGGGGACAUCAGCGCGGGAGGUGAUAUACAAUCUCGAGCAAGCAACGGGUGCCAUUCUCGUUUCUCAUGAACCUAGCAAAGUGAUACUCUACAGAGGCUGGGGAUCAGGAAUAGAACCUGAACCUGAUCAAGUGCGUGGAGAGGUAAAGGCUCGCCCACUCGUAUCUCCCGAGCUCAUGUCAGCAAUAAGACUCGAGUGCGGUUUGACAUCUUCCAUCCGAGAACAAGCAGUUUCAGACAACAUUCCCAGCGACAACUAAGAGUUUCAGACAUCGUUACACACUCAUCAGGAAUCUGUACAGACAGAGCAUUACUCUGUCUCUAUGUGUCUGUGGAACUGAAAGCCCCCACCAUGUGAAGAUGUAUAAAGCUUCCGGCAUUAAACAUUUACAGUGUACAUGGAUUCGUGCUUGCUUUUAGGCUGUAUCAGAAUAUAUAUAUAUAUAUAUAUAUAUAUAUAUUUAUAUAUAUAUAUAUAUAUGUAAAAUCAAGGUAAUUCUUUCGCCUCUA
Messenger RNA from Salvia miltiorrhiza (redroot sage), 3461 nucleotides. RefSeq names its product CRM-domain containing factor CFM2, chloroplastic. The transcript is spliced from 14 exons. Gene Ontology annotation, molecular function: mRNA binding. Bases 44 to 3211 code for a protein of 1055 amino acids. The record is from RefSeq and is a predicted model, not a curated record. NCBI's taxonomy places the organism in Eukaryota, Viridiplantae, Streptophyta, Magnoliopsida, Lamiales, Lamiaceae. Gene Ontology annotation, biological process: RNA splicing, via transesterification reactions.